This is a messenger RNA of Paracoccidioides brasiliensis Pb18, 1323 nucleotides long. Its product is annotated as actin-related protein 3. Gene Ontology annotation, cellular component: Arp2/3 protein complex; actin cortical patch. The record is from RefSeq and is a predicted model, not a curated record. The coding region runs from base 1 to 1323 and encodes 440 amino acids. Gene Ontology annotation, biological process: Arp2/3 complex-mediated actin nucleation. The transcript has 5 exons. Gene Ontology annotation, molecular function: actin filament binding.
AUGGCAGCUCAAACUCCCGCCGUUGUCAUGGACAAUGGCACCGGUUUCUCGAAACUUGGUUUCGCCGGCAAUGAUUCCCCAUCCUUCGUCUUUCCUACAGCAAUCGCCACGAAAUCUGCAGGUGGUGUCGGAGGCGGAUCGGGCGCCGGUCGACCUGCUGUCGCAAAUAAACCCUCGUUCCUCUCCGGGGGUGCGGCGAGCGCUGGUUCACAACUGUCGGCAAAGCGGGGGACGGAAGAUUUGGAUUUCUUCAUCGGAGAUGAAGCUAUCAAUGCAUCGGGCGGCCCUGGGUACGGUAUUAGCUAUCCGAUUCGCCAUGGCCAGAUCGAGAACUGGGACCAUAUGGAACGAUUCUGGUCGAAUUCCAUCUUCAAAUACCUCAGAGUGGAACCCGAAGAUCACUAUUUUCUUCUGACGGAACCGCCAUUGAACCCUCCAGAGAACCGAGAAAAUACUGCAGAGAUCUUUUUCGAAUCGUUCAAUUGCGCCGGCCUCUACAUCGCAGUCCAAGCAGUCUUAGCCCUAGCAGCCUCGUGGACGUCCUCUAAGGUAACUGACCGCUCUCUCACUGGCACGGUAAUCGACUCCGGUGACGGUGUCACCCACGUCAUUCCCGUUGCAGAGGGGUAUGUUAUUGGCUCGUCCAUCAAAAGUAUACCAAUUGCCGGGCGAGAUAUUACGCAUUUUGUGCAAAACCUACUCCGCGAACGACAAGAAGCAGACAGCUCAAUGAAAACAGCAGAGAAAGUCAAGGAGGAAUAUUGCUACGUCUGCCCAGAUAUCGUCAAGGAGUUUGCCCGCUAUGACCGCGAACCCGACCGAUUCCUGAAACACACCGUGACCUCGCCCAACGGACGAACUGUCACCAUCGACGUAGGAUAUGAGCGCUUCCUUGCCCCAGAGAUCUUCUUCAACCCAGAGAUCUACUCAUCAGACUUCCUCACUCCGCUCCCUACUGUCGUUGACGGCGUCAUUCAAUCUUCCCCUAUCGACGUUCGACGCGGUUUGUAUAAGAAUAUUGUUCUUUCCGGCGGAUCAACGUUAUACAAGGACUUUGGCCGCCGGUUGCAACGUGACAUUAAGCACUUGGUGGACGCUCGUAUUCGCGCAUCUGAAGCCCGCAGCGGUGGAGCUCGCAGUGGCGGUCUUGAAGUCCAGGUUAUAACGCACAAACGCCAGCGCCAUGGCCCGUGGUUCGGAGGGAGUUUGCUGGGUCAGACUCCGGAGUUCCGUAGCUAUUGUCAUACUAAGGCCGAAUAUGAUGAGAUUGGUCCCAGCAUCGUGAGAAGAUUUGCCUUGCUUGGUGGGCCGGGGAGCACUUGA